Molecule: messenger RNA, 891 nt
Organism: Naegleria fowleri
Lineage: Eukaryota; Heterolobosea; Eutetramitea; Acrasida; Naegleriidae
Exons: 1
Coding region: 1-891 (296 amino acids)
Source: RefSeq, a predicted model, not a curated record
AUGAAAAAACAAAAUCCUUUUGUUCACAAGAAAGUCAACUCCACUUCGGGCGGUGGUAAAAAAGUCAUUAUAGGGAGUUUUGUGAAUGAAGAUGAUCAUCAGUCGGCAUCAUCACCAUCUGGCGCAACCAUUACAAACAAAACAACAGCGAGUAGUAAAAGAUCAAAUUCAUCAUCAACAAGGGAAGAUCAUAAGAGAAAAAUUGAAACAACCGGAUCGGAACACCAGCAGACUCCUUUCACGUCCUAUCCGUUGAGUAAAAAGAAGAAGGAUUCCGAACAACAACCAAAUGUUGGCCGAAUCACAGAAUCCAUGAUGAGAGCCUCCAUGGUAAAACCCGAAUCGGAUUCAACGUCUUUAUCAAAAACAACAGAAACCUACAUCAAGCCUCUUCCAGCUAACUUUUUUGAUUCAGCACCAUCGGAAUAUGAUCAAAAGAAAAUUCAAGAGGGUUAUAAAGAUUUAACAAAGAGUGGAAAGAGUUCAGGUGUUGGAGCGGAAACAAUUAUAAAAGACAAGGGAUUUGCUAUGAUUGUAAAUUCUGCUGUUAUCAAGAAGAAGAUUGAUAAAUCGACGACAGAUAAGUCAUCCUCCGCUCAUCGACAAACAAAAGCAGAACGAAAUUUGGAAGCACUAGAACAAGAGUUGGACGAAAGAGAAGACGCUGAAGAAAUGAAACGACAAUUAGAAGAAUUUUUGAAAAUUGAAGAAAUUCGUAAACAAACAGAAGCUCUAAUGUCUAGUAGUAAAUCGACCACGAAGAAGGAUUUGAACAACAAGGAAAAUUCUGAAACUAUGGAUGCGAAUGACUCAAAAACAACAAAAGAACAAGAUGAAAGUGAUGACGAACUGGAGAUGAAUUGGAAAUCUAAAUCUCUCAAGAAAAAAUAG